UGCAGGGAACCCCAUAGGGAAGAUCCCAGGCCUCUGGUGAGCCUCAUGGGAGAAGCCCCUGCCUGGGGUCGCCGGAACCAUGCUGUCCCGCAAGGGCAUCAUCCCGGAGGAGUACGUGCUGACCCGUCUGGCCGAAGACCCUGCCGAGCCCAGGUACCGGGCCCGGGAGCGCAGGGCCCGCUUUGUAUCCAAAAAAGGCAACUGCAAUGUGGCCCACAAGAACAUCCGUGAGCAGGGCCGCUUCCUGCAGGACGUGUUUACCACAUUGGUGGACCUCAAGUGGCCGCACACGCUGCUCAUCUUCACCAUGUCCUUCCUGUGCAGCUGGCUACUCUUUGCCAUGGUCUGGUGGCUCAUCGCCUUCGCCCAUGGUGACCUGGCGCCCUCCGGCGAGGACACCACCGUACCUUGCGUCACCAGCAUCCAGUCCUUUUCGUCGGCCUUCCUCUUCUCCAUCGAGGUCCAGGUGACCAUCGGUUUCGGCGGGCGCAUGGUGACCGAGGAGUGCCCCCUGGCCAUCCUGAUCCUCAUCCUGCAGAACAUCGUGGGACUCAUGAUCAACGCCAUCAUGCUGGGCUGCAUCUUCAUGAAGACCGCCCAGGCCCACCGGCGGGCGGAGACACUUAUCUUCAGCAAGCACGCGGUCAUCGCCCUGCGCCACGGGCGCCUCUGCUUCAUGCUGCGCGUGGGUGACCUACGCAAGAGCAUGAUCAUCAGCGCGACCAUACACAUGCAGGUGGUGCGCAAGACCACCAGCCCUGAGGGCGAGGUGGUGCCCCUGCACCAGGUGGACAUCCCCAUGGAGAACGGUGUGGGCGGUAACAGCAUCUUCCUGGUGGCUCCGCUCAUCAUCUACCAUGUCAUUGACGCCAAUAGCCCGCUCUAUGACCUGGCACCCAGCGACCUGCACCACCACCAGGACCUGGAGGUCAUCGUCAUCCUGGAGGGUGUGGUGGAAACUACGGGUAUUACCACCCAGGCCCGCACCUCCUACCUGGCUGACGAGAUCCUGUGGGGCCAGCGCUUUGUCCCCAUCGUGGCUGAGGAAGACGGCCGCUACUCUGUAGACUACUCCAAGUUUGGCAACACCGUCAAGGUGCCCACCCCGCUCUGCACCGCCCGCCAGCUUGAUGAGGACCGCAGCUUGCUGGACGCCCUGACCCUUGCCUCCACCCGCGGGCCCCUGCGCAAGCGCAGUGUGGCUGUUGCCAAAGCUAAGCCCAGGUUUAGCAUCUCCCCGGAGUCCCUAUCCUGAGUCGUGGUCCCUCCAGGGUCCCCUCACACGUGGGAGUGCGCAUGCGGAUGGUGUGACAUGGUAUGUAG
This is a messenger RNA of Ochotona princeps (American pika), 1323 nucleotides long. RefSeq names its product potassium inwardly rectifying channel subfamily J member 11 (gene KCNJ11). The record is from RefSeq and is a predicted model, not a curated record. Gene Ontology annotation, molecular function: ATP-activated inward rectifier potassium channel activity. The transcript has a single exon. Gene Ontology annotation, biological process: regulation of monoatomic ion transmembrane transport; potassium ion import across plasma membrane. NCBI's taxonomy places the organism in Eukaryota, Metazoa, Chordata, Mammalia, Lagomorpha, Ochotonidae. Bases 80 to 1255 code for a protein of 391 amino acids. Gene Ontology annotation, cellular component: plasma membrane.